UCUGUAAUUGUGAGCGUUGUGAGCAUGAAAGCAUUUAUGUUUUGAACACGAAAGCUUGCAAUUGCAAACAUAAAACAUACCUAUAAUUUUGUCACAAUUUGCUUUUUGUUAUAUAUAUAUAUAUAUACUUUCAUUUUUAGCUUUAUAUUAUAGUAGGAUAGUAUUUCAAAAAUAUAUACAUCAACAUGCCUAAAAAGAAGAGAGGAAACAACUGGUACGCCAAGAAACGUAUUAUCAAGAAUCCUACAACUAUUUCUACAAAUGAUGAUGAACAAGAUGAACCCCAAAUUGAACGAAUUGUAGAGUCUAUAACUGUAGAAGAACCACAGCCUGGCCCUUCCAGAGCAACAGGAAAAAUGAACAAAGGCAAAACACCAUUGAAAAAAUCUAAAAAACCAAGCGAACCUCUGCAGUCAACACUUCCAGUGAUAUCGCAACAUCUAAUUCAAUCAAAUGAGGAGGUUUUUAUUAACGAAGCAAGUAGAAUUACAACUGCAUUCCCCAAUAAUCUCAUUGCUAUACCAGGUCCAUCACGACUUUCAAAUGCAGGGAUGGUGCAGUACAUCUGCCUCCAUUUGAUUCAUAUCCUGAGCAAUUAUGAGUACUAUUUCAGGAUCGAGAAUUUAUGGAAAAAGUGCGUGCAGGGAGAAAUAAGACAUCAUAUAUCAAAUAUUUCGACUAAUAUUUCUAAUGAACGCAGACAAUAUGGCACUCUAUAUUUUUUGGAUACUGAACUGGCAAAUCAGCUUCGGUCUGCUGGCCCACAAAAUCGAACAGAAUUAAAUCGAGAAACCGUCGAUAUUAUUUCUAAUUACAUGCACAGCCACAAUCCUUUUGCUCAAGCGUAUAGAUUUCUUAAAGAUGUCUAUCAGGAACAACAACAUAGCAAUCGUCAACUAACUUUAGAAUUGUACAUCAAUAACAACCGUGUUCUGGAUAUUAAUUUUAGGCAAUAUGGCGCAGUACAAGCGAAUGAAAUAGCGGCCGUAUUUAUUUCUGAAGAUGGAAGACCGCCCCUGGAUCGUUGCUUACAUGUUUAUUGUCGAGACAACGAUCAAAUCAUCCACGAACUACCAUAUCUUAGUGUUAACUGCGACGAAAUGACAUAUCCUCUAUUACAUCCAAGAGGUGAGCCAGGCUGGCAAUCUGGAACAGCGCAUCAAUGUAGAAGAGGUGAUGUAUCCUUACUGGAAUACUACAGUUUCAGAAUAGCUGUUCGACCAGAUACUUUCAACCAAUUUGUAAUGGCAGGCAAGCUGACGCAACAAUACAUCGCAACAAUAGAUGCAUAGGUAAAAAUAGAACAGAGUCGAUUACAAUUUAUUACUGAAAACCAACCACACAUCAGGCAAGAAAUAUUUCAAGGACUAAUCGACUAUUUAGACUCUAGACAACUUGACGUUCACUAUCAACCAGGCAAUAUUUUCAUCCUACCGUCGAGAUUCAUAGGAAGCCCACGCGCAUUUAGACAAAAUUAUUUGGAUGCCAUAUCUAUAGUCACAAAACAUGGGAAACCAGAUAUUUUCCUAACAUUUACUUGCAAUACUGUUUGGCCUGAAAUUAGGAAAAACCUAGAUACAAAUCAACAUUCCUCAAAUAGGCCCGAUUUUAUUUCGAGGGUGUUUAAGAGCAAAUUGAAGGAAUUAAUAGAAGAUAUUGAUAUACGAAAUGUCAUGGGAAUUUGCGUUGCUUACGUUUACGUGAUAGAAUUUCAGAAAAGAGGACUCCCUCAUGCGCAUAUGUUGAUUUGGUUAGAAGGAUCAGAUAAAAUCUUGGACUCUGCAGCAAUCGACCGUUUAAUUUCAGCAGAAUUUCCCGACCCUAUCGCGCAUCCCAACUUGCACGAAUUAGUCAAAGUACAUAUGCUUCAUGGACCUUGUAGUGCUGCUCGAUGCUUAGAUGACGAAGGACAUUGCAGCAAACAAUUCACGAAAUCUUUGCGUGAAGAUACCUUAUACAAUUCCUCUGGAUAUCCGCUAUAUAAAAGACGGCCAAUAGAAGUACCUGUACAUAUAUGUUAGAUAGAAGAACAGUAGAUAACGGUUGCGUUGUACCAUAUAACGCUUAUCUACUUGAAAAAUACGAAGCUCAUAUUAACGUGCAGGCUUGUUCUUCAAUAAAAAGCGUAACAUAUUUAUUUUAAUAUAUAUAUAAGGGACUUCAUAGAGCUUAAAUUGUCGUGCGAACUGUAGAGGAACAAGACGGUCAAACAACUAUUCAGGAACCUGUAUACAACGAAAUUCAAACGUUCAUGGACGUUCGCUAUGUUAGCGCACCUGAGGCAAUGUGGAGAAUUUAUACAUUCGAAAUGCACGAUAUGUCUCAUGCUAUCAUCAAACUUUCUGUACAUCUUCCCAAUAUGCAACAAG
Messenger RNA from Acanthoscelides obtectus, 2369 nucleotides. The record is from the annotation of a GenBank genome assembly. Lineage: Eukaryota; Metazoa; Arthropoda; Insecta; Coleoptera; Chrysomelidae.